Chara braunii is the source of this 3748-nucleotide messenger RNA. Lineage: Eukaryota; Viridiplantae; Streptophyta; Charophyceae; Charales; Characeae. The record is from the annotation of a GenBank genome assembly.
AGCGAGGCGUCAGAAGCAGACAAAUUCAAGCUGAUGCCUAGGUAUGUAUGGUGGGAGCUUAGACCUGAGGUAAUGAAGGUAGCGGCCGACGCAAAUGGUGAGUGGGCAAAGUUUAAAGAGGAGAUGCAGAGACGUUUCAAGUUAGGUGACGGCGUGCUCACCAAAGAAGACCUGGAAAUGUUGAGACGUGAUGAGUUCUCCACAGUGGGGGCCUUCGCCACGGCAUUUGAGAAAAUGGCAAAGAAAGUCCCAGGGUUGGCAGAAGAGGAGCAGUGUGCCACUUUCCUAGGGCACUUCAAGAACUGGGAGGGCUCGUCGCUAACUAAGAAGGUUGCGUCAGGAAAGAAGCGCACAUGGGCUGCCAUAAAGGAAGGCGUAAUGGACGGAGAACUGGACCAGGUAGACAUCUUCCAGAUGAGGCAGGCUAGGAAGAAAAGGAAGGCCUUAGACGCUACGACGAGUGAUGGGCGCGACUUCAAGAAAAUUGUGGAGGAUGCGGUGGCCCAACUCGAUGCAGCGAAGGAGGCAAGAAGAAAAACCAUGGCAGCGCCACAGACCACGAUGGAGAAUAUGRAYGACUUAAUGGAUAAAAUUCGAAGGUACCAGGGAAAGCUGGUAGAUUUAUGCGAAGAGGUUAAGGAGUGGCAAGGGCAGAGGCCACAAGUCUUCAUGUAUGGGUCAGGCCCAAAAUCGCAGGGGGCGACUGCGAGCAUUCCGAACGUAUCGGUCACAGGGGGGACUCCCAGAUCAGGGAUGAGCUUUAGGCCGCCUUCACGAUCUGGGAGGGCCGCUCAGGCGAUCAGGACGAGAGCUCGAGGGCCAGCGAAUCCGGAACCGCCGGCUAAGGAUAUUCCCGGGUCGAGCGGGGAGAAGGAAGUUGUAGAACCUUCCGUGAAUGAGGAGGAGGAGGAUAACCGCCUAAGGAACGAGGAGGAUGAAAAGGUGGAGCAAAGAGCCAAGAAGAGGGGCGUUAAGGCCGAUACGGAAAAGGCCCCAGAGCAGAAAAAGAAGAAGUACACAGUUAGGGUGGAGGAAGGAUUCGACGUGGAAGAGAUUAUGGACCGAAUCCUUGAAGGACAUAACCACCUCAUGAACUUGAAAGAUGUCUUGGCAUCAGCGCCGAGACUGUUCGUGUUGAGGGUGGACCCAACCGCUCUAGCUGGUUCGCUGAAGAACUACGCUCCCUCAUAUCCAACCAUUGCCAGAUGGCUAACAUACAUCUGGAUGAUUGAUUUUGAGCUGGAGCGGAUUCCAGGGAACAAAAAUAGGGCGGAUGGGUUAAGUCGAGUCGACUGGGGCAAAAACAGCGAAGGAGUGAUCCAGGAUACUCCCCCAGUCGACGGGUUUUUGGACAAAGAGGAGGAUGUGAGACUUUACAUCAACUCUUGGUCUUUGGCGGCGGAAGUGGCCAGAAACGCUGGGCAGGAUCAGGAAAGGGGUGAGAAUGUGAUCUAUGAGGGGGAGGACGAUGAUUUCGAAGAAGGCGAGAUUAAGGAGGCUUUUCGAGCAGAAGAGUAUGAUGGGGUUUAUCUUGAACUCGGAACGCUUCUUUCGUGCGAAAUGAGAGAAAGAGAUGUCAGCGAGAAAGUCUUGAAGAUGAGACUGAGCUUUCUGGUAAGGGAUGGGCACCUGUUCAUGAAGAGCAAGGGGAGGAAUCCCAGGAGGCUAGUCUGUGGCAUCGAUCGUCAGAUCGAUGUCAUGGCCGCCCUGCACGACGGCACAGCUGGAGGGCACAGGAGUACUGACACAACGUAUCUCAAGAUACACGAAUUGUACUAUUGGGAUGGCAUGGGGAAAAUGAUUAAUGAUUAUUGCAAAUCUUGCGUCCCAUGUCAGGAGCGAUCUUCCCUUAGGCCAAGGGAGCCGCUUCACCCGAGAUACAUUCGUGAGGUUGGAGCCGUCGUACAUCUGGACCUGCUAGUAAUGUCGUUGGGGAUGGGGGGGUUUGAUGCAUGCGAUAACCUCUCCGGGUUUGUGGACGGAAGGGCUAUUCGCACCAAGACUGGCGAGACGCUAGCGCGAUGCAUCGAGGAAUAUUACCUCCGAUAUCCCUUUGUCUCCAGAUUUGUCAUGGGCAGGGGGUCUGAAUUCACCAGUGCAGAGGUAAAAGCACUCUUGAAGAGGUGGGACAAGAUGGCAAGACUGAGGAAGGAGCCACUCAGAGUGGGAGACACGAUGCUGUUGUACGACUCAUCUUUGGAGAAACAAUGGUCACGGAAGUUUGAUAAGUGGUGGUUGGGACCGUACAAGGUGGCAAGAGUUGGAGAGUAUGGCGCGUACCAGAUUGAGAAAAUAGAUGGAACAGCCUGGAGAGAUUGGGUGUCAGGCUCGAGGCUGAAGAAGUUUGUUGCUCGAGAUGAGGAGAUCAGAGCAGAAGUCAGGAGGAAGAACCUGGAGGAACUUCAUAGGAAAGUGGAACAGGGAGAGCGGCCAGUGGACUUGAAAGACAGAAAGGGAAAGAGUGUGAGCAGCCAGCAGGAAGAAGACCCUCGUCUACUCUCUGAAGCAUUGGAGAACUUUGAUAGGUUGAUGGGAGCUGCGAGAGGACCAGAGGGACCUCAACAAGAGAUGGGGGUGAAGUUGGUCUUCGCAGACUUGCUCAUAUUGAAGGGAGUAAUGAAGGAAGGAUUUGUAGUCGCACGAGCAUCAGAUCAAAAGAUUGUAGAGAGACUGACCAAGGUCGCACAGAAGGUCUAUUGUCAGGGGGUGGAAUGGGAGCAGGAGGUCAAAGAGUUGAAGAAGAACCAAGAGAGACAGGACCGCGAGCUGGACGCGAUGAAGGUGGAACUGAAAAAGGUCUGGGUUGGCAAUGAGGCGAUCAGGCAGUGGGAGAAGAGAAUUAAGGAGCUGGAAGCGAAGCUCGAGCAGAGGGCUCCCACAACUUUGGUGGAUUGGACUGAGGUCCAAGGAUUUGAAAUGAAGAGGUCACCUGCAGAGGAAGCCUUUAGAAGUCAGAAGGAGGAAGAAAAGGGCGAUCUACAGGGAGGAGAAGAUGUGCCCUUGCUGGAUAAACAGAUGUUGCAGCCUCAGAAGAUGCACAUGAAAGGGAAAGCCAAGAGUGAGGAGUUUGAGUGGCAGAUGCCGUCCACUGUAACACUCCAGCAGGUUCGAAGGGGGCUGGAUGUGACACAGCAGGCAGAGGUGGUGAGAGAUGAGGGGGCACUGCCUAUUGAUCGGAUGGUUGCUGAGGGGCAGAUGAUCCAGGGGAGCAAGGUUGAGGCUGAGCAGGGAAUGGGCCAAGAGACCUGUGAGGACUCUACCAUGCCUCAGGGUACGCCCUUGGUAGCAAAUUUGGAGGAGGCAUUGGGCUCGUGGGCCACAGGGUCUGGUUCAGCAGUGCGAGCGAGUGGGCCAGUGAGACAGACAGAGGAGAUAGCAGCCUUCCCCACACCAUCUGAGACUCCCCAGCAGGAGGUUACGAGCGAAGUUACGGCAGUUCCAUCCUCAGUACUCUCGCAGGAAGAAGAGAAGACGACACAGAAGAAGCCUGGGAAGUGUUUCUACUGUAAGAAGGGCAAACACUUCUCUGAUGAUUGCCCCAAGUUCUAUGAGGAUGAGGCGAGAGGGUUUGUUACCAGAGUAUCCACUGGGAUUUGGAGGGAUAGGAAUGGUAAUUUGGUUGAGAGGUCUUGUGAUGGUGGUAGAAUGCAGUUGUGCGGACAGAUAGGUGAGGGGAUGAUUGACUAGGAUUUGACAUUAGGGUCCGGAAAGGUCUAAACCUUGGCAUGAGUAAAUAUACCUCUGACUC